Molecule: messenger RNA, 1146 nt
Organism: Cinclus cinclus
Lineage: Eukaryota; Metazoa; Chordata; Aves; Passeriformes; Cinclidae
Gene: ARK2C
Product: arkadia (RNF111) C-terminal like ring finger ubiquitin ligase 2C
Exons: 9
Coding region: 1-1146 (381 amino acids)
Biological process (GO): motor neuron axon guidance; positive regulation of BMP signaling pathway
Molecular function (GO): zinc ion binding; ubiquitin protein ligase activity
Source: RefSeq, a predicted model, not a curated record
AUGGUCCUUUGCAUUUCCCAGCCCCAUCUGGAUUGGGCUGGUUGGCCCAUGCUGUCGUGGAUCCCUCUUGGUGCUCCCUUUCAAAGGUCUCAGCAUCCCCAUGCUACCUCCUGCCGGCAUUUCCACCUGGGUCCCCAGCCUCAGCUCUCCGCCGACUUCGCCCUGCCUCACGCGGUGCAGCCGCAGCCGGGGCUGGCUCCCCACAUGGCCCCGGCGCACCAGCACAGUGGCCCCCUGCACCAGCCCCUGGCCCCGGUGCCUGCCCUGCCCUUCCAAGACGUUGCCGGGCCCUCCUUCCUACCUCAGGCGCUACACCAGCAAUACCUCCUCCAGCAGCAGCUCCUCGAGGCACAGCACCGCCGGCUCAUGCCCCAUCCCAGGAGGUCCCAAGAGCGCAUGUCUGUCCAGCCUCACCGCCUACACCCCAGCUUCGACUUCAGCCACCAACUGCAGACUCCACAACCCAUGGGGCCCCAGCCCAGGUAUUUGGCAGAGGGCACUGACUGGGACCUCAGCGUGGAUGCAGGGCUGACUCAUGCCCAGUUCCAGGUCCGGCCAGUGCCCCAGCCCUAUCAGCAUUACUUGGCUACACCUCGGAUGCACCAUUUCCCCAGAAGUACAUCCUCAACCCAGAUGGUUGUUCAUGAAAUCAGAAAUUACCCUUACCCUCAGCUUCAGCUGCUUGCUCUUCAGGGUCUGAACCCAAGCAGGCACACAUCCGCUGUGCGGGAGAGCUACGAAGAGCUGCUGCAGCUGGAGGACAGGCUGGGCAGUGUGAGCCGGGGUGCCGUCCAGAACACCAUCGAGAGAUUCACCUUCCCCCACAAGUACAAGAAGGCUAGGAAGCUGCGGGCCAAAUUUUCAAAAGGGUCUCAACCUUCUCCCACCCAGCGGGUGCAAUUUCCCCCCUGUCCGCACCUGAGAAGACCACAGGAAGGCAAAGCUGAGCAAGACGAUGGCGAGGAGUCAGAUACCGACGAGAAAUGCACAAUCUGUCUGUCCAUGCUUGAAGAUGGAGAGGACGUCAGGCGGUUGCCCUGUAUGCAUCUCUUUCACCAAGUGUGCGUGGACCAGUGGCUGGCCACCAGCAAGAAGUGCCCGAUCUGCAGGGUGGACAUUGAAACACAGCUUGGCUCGGACAGCUGA